Messenger RNA from Loxodonta africana (African savanna elephant), 924 nucleotides. RefSeq names its product olfactory receptor 4C16-like. Gene Ontology annotation, molecular function: G protein-coupled receptor activity; olfactory receptor activity. NCBI's taxonomy places the organism in Eukaryota, Metazoa, Chordata, Mammalia, Proboscidea, Elephantidae. The transcript has a single exon. Gene Ontology annotation, biological process: G protein-coupled receptor signaling pathway. Gene Ontology annotation, cellular component: plasma membrane. The record is from RefSeq and is a predicted model, not a curated record. Bases 1 to 924 code for a protein of 307 amino acids.
AUGCUGCUGAAUAAUAACAUGAUUGAGUUCAUUCUGCUUGGGUUGACACAAGAUCCUGUUAAAAAGAAAAUAGUGUUUGUCGUUUUCUUGCUUUCCUACUUAGGCACAUUGUUGGGUAACUCGUUGAUUAUUGUCACCAUCAAGACCAGCCGGGCACUUGGGAGUCCAAUGUACUUCUUCCUUUUCUACUUAUCCUUAUCUGACACCUGCUUCUCUACUUCCAUAGCCCCUAGAAUGAUUGUGGACACCCUUCUGAAGAAUAGUACUAUCUCUUUUAGUGAGUGCAUGAUCCAAGUCUUUUCAUUCCAUUUCUUUGGCUGCCUGGAGAUCUUUGUACUUAUCCUCAUGGCUGUUGACUGCUAUGUGGCCAUCUGUAAACCCCUGCACUACAUGAGCAUCAUGAACUGGCAAGUCUGCAGUAUGUUGGUAGGUGUAGCCUGGGUAGGGGCCUGGGUGCCUUCUUCAGUUCAGAUUUAUCUGGCCUUGAGUUUACCUUUCUGUGGUCCCAAUGUGAUUGAUCACUAUUUAUGUGACUUUCAGCUCUUGCUGAAACUUGCCUGUACAGACACCUAUAUGACCAACCUGCUACCGGUGUCCAAUAGUGGGGCAACUUGCACAGUAAGUUUUGUCAUGCUUAUGUUCUCCUAUGUCAUCAUCUUGCAUUCUCUGAGAAAACACAGAACUGAAGGAAGGAAAAAAGCCCUUUCCACGUGCAUCUCCCAUAUCGUUGUAGUCAUCUUUUUCUUUGGUCCUUCUAUAUUUAUAUACACACGCCCCACAGAGACCUUCCCCAUGGAUAAGAUGAUAACUGUGUUUUAUACAUUUGGAACACAUUUGAUUAACCCUUUGAUUUGUACGUUGAGAAAUGCAGAGGGUGAAAAAUGCCAUGAGGAAGCUAUGGAGCAAGAAACUGAUCUCAGAUGA